CUGCGCUCGCCCGGCCAGUUUACGGAAGAAGGCUUCAUUGCCUUCAAUCGGGUCUAUGUGCACACGCUCGAACGCUGGGGCAUCUUCAAGGACGACGAGAAUCCCGUUGCGCGGUCAAACGUAUGUCCCGAGGUCGAUCCUCCGACCGCACCCUGCUUUCACGCGUUCUCGUACACCAUGCCGGCAGAGGCGAGCGACGCGGCAGAGGUGAAGAGCUUCGUCAUCUCGGGCUCCGGCGAAGCGCCCGAAGGACCGGGCGGGUAUGCGGACCGGAUCAUCCGUCUCGGGGACACGGCGCCCGAUGCGAUGCGAGAAAAGGCGCAAUUCGUCCUCGGUGCGAUGGAGUUUCGCAUGGCGGCGCUCGGCUUGACGUGGGCAGACGCCACCACGAGCCAAGUCUACACGGUCCACGAUAUUCACGGUUUUCUUGCCGACGAGGUCGUCCGCCGCGGUGCGGCACCGGACGGUGUCACAUGGACUUACGCCCGACCGCCGGUCGAAGGAUUGGCUUUUGAAAUGGACGUCCGGGGUGUGCCGGUGGAACGGGUCAUCGGCUGA
This is a messenger RNA of Geodia barretti, 558 nucleotides long. The record is from the annotation of a GenBank genome assembly. NCBI's taxonomy places the organism in Eukaryota, Metazoa, Porifera, Demospongiae, Tetractinellida, Geodiidae.